AUGGCCACUCUCACUAUGACUCCUACUCGUCAGCCUUUAGGCUGCUUGGAUAUGCCAUUGAUGCGUUCCAAACUUAAUCGUCAGAACCAAAAUGGUACCAUGUCCAUGAAGUCCACCCCAAUGAAGACCUCUAUCUUCAUUGACGAUUCAGAGAACAUCAAUCCAUCCAGCUUGUCGACAAAACGAAAGCGUACCCUCGAGGACGACGAGGACAGCGCGUCCAAGCCAAUCAAAACAUCCCGCAUGGCUCUUUCCACACGCAUCAACAUCUCCCCCCGUCUUUCAACCCCCUCAAAGAUCUCCAUUACAACUCCCAAAUCAGUCCCUAUCCUCAAACCCGCUGGUCGCUCUCCACCACCAAAGUCAAGCAAGUCGGCUACUCGCCGCUCGCUCAUCGCCAAACCCCGCUCAGAGCAAUACACCAAGCGCGGCGUCGCUCGUCCCUUCUCUCUUGCCUCCGCCCUCGCUCAAUCCACAACCCCCAAGCCUAAGUCCGCUCCCACGGCCCCGACCCCAGCUUCGUGGUGCUUCGAUAUCCACGUCGACACCGAGCAGGAGGAAAUGACCAACCUGAUGCAUCACUCAACCACGGUCUUGGAUAUCAGCGACGACGAGGGAAGGUCCGACCCACCCUGCACCCGUGGCAAGGAGAACAUCCCUCCCCACGAACUGGGCAUCGAACUCCCCACCGCUGAGUCCACUGUCGCUCUCCCUGCUGCUGCUGGCAAGGCACCCAAGAUGGAUGAGCCCCGUGCUCCGCUCGGUGAACUCAAUGCUGCUGAAUACUAUGCCGAGGGCUGCAAUGCCUUCUCGUACACAAUCGUCUACGAUGAUGAACCCGAGUUCAAGAAGCCUUCUUCGCCUCUGGCGCGGACCCAGGAGAGCCUCGUCACUGCUUCCAUUGCUUCGGUUCUGGAUGUUGCUUCCGGCGCUGAAACCCAGGACGAGGGCUCAACUAAUAGCACCAAGUCCGCUCUUUGA
Molecule: messenger RNA, 981 nt
Organism: Penicillium robsamsonii
Lineage: Eukaryota; Fungi; Ascomycota; Eurotiomycetes; Eurotiales; Aspergillaceae
Exons: 2
Coding region: 1-981 (326 amino acids)
Source: RefSeq, a predicted model, not a curated record